This is a messenger RNA of Colletes gigas, 1295 nucleotides long. RefSeq names its product SAP domain-containing ribonucleoprotein. The transcript has 7 exons. The coding region runs from base 376 to 1122 and encodes 248 amino acids. The record is from RefSeq and is a predicted model, not a curated record. NCBI's taxonomy places the organism in Eukaryota, Metazoa, Arthropoda, Insecta, Hymenoptera, Colletidae. Gene Ontology annotation, cellular component: nucleus. Gene Ontology annotation, biological process: poly(A)+ mRNA export from nucleus.
GAACCCAAUUUGAAUAAUUGACGUAUCGAAAAAUUCACGUAUAGAGACGUUUUAAAAGUUGAGUAAUAACCGAACAUAGUUGAUGCAUAAAAGUUACGUUUACUUUUUAAAUAGGUGGUGUUGGACCGUUCAUGUUCGGUCAGGUAUUUUAUAAUUCAUCUUUUCAGUUAUUAUCUACUUAUUCGUGAUCGAAACUUGGUUGAUCAGAGAGUAGUCAUAGUCACGAAAGUAGUGAUAUUGAACUCUCUACGUUUUCUAGUGUGUACAGUUAGGUUUGAUUUGCUCUCUGAUUUCUAACAACUAUUCUGCGAAAAUUUCUGACAUGUUAAUCGAGACCCGAAACGAAUUAUUGAAAUAAAAUAAUACAAAUGCAUCAUGGCUGAUUCAUCUUACGAAAAAGGGCUCACGGAACUUUCAAAAAUGAAGGUUGCAGACUUGAAAAUUGAAUUAAAACAAAGAGGUCUUCCUACAACUGGUAACAAAAAUGAGCUGGUGGAGAGGCUUCAGCUAGCAAUACAUGGUGAUUCUGCAUUAUCUUUGGACGAAACGGCAGAAGAAAUUUUAGACGAAGAUGCUGUUCUUGGCGAUGAAGAAAUAGAAGAGCUAUCCAGUAAACCAGAUUCGCAAGAAGCAAAUGAAAAAAGAAAAUUAUCUACAGAGAGUAAUAUGAGUGCAAAAAAGAUAGUUCUAAAUCGUAAACCAGUGAUCGAAGAAAUUAAAAAUGACCUGAUAGAAAAAAUUGAAACCGAUACAAAACCGACCGAAACGGCACCACCGGAAAGAAAAAUUAUUAAAUUAUCAGAGCUUGGUAUCAAAGAGAGACUAGAAAUGAGGGCCAAGAAAUUUGGAUUACCGCUAUCGGAGGCUGCUAGAAAGGAAGUUAGAUCCGCAAGAUUCAGUAUUAAUAAUCAAAACAACAAGUCGGCUGCUUCUGUAAAAACACCUGUGCAUACUACGUACGAUGUUUUAAAGAAACGGGCAGAAAGAUUCGGCACAUCUGUUUCUAAUUUAAUGGAAAAGGCCGAAUUGGAAGCCAGAAUAGAAAAAAGGAAAGCCAGAUUUGGUGAAGUGAAACCUUCUACUGAGAAAGUAUUUCACAAUAAAGUUAAAAUUGUUAAAUGAUAUUCAGUGUUAUAUACCAAAACAGCAACCUAGAUUGCAAAACUUAUUCAAAGUUUUCUUAUUUUCAUUACAAUCAUUGUAUACAUAAUAAAAGAUCAUCGUAUUUGUUAUAAAAUACUUUGCACAAUGGAUCCAAGAUUUUUUUUCAGUGUAACAUUAUGCUGAAUGUCUGU